GCCUCUUACUACAUUGGACCUGGGGUGAAAUGUGGACAAGAAAAAUCAUAGUUGCUAUGCCCAGGACACAAUAGCCUAAGAUUAGCCAAGAAGGAGAAGCAGAGUUACUGUUCAUUUUUCUAGCUGGAGACUAACCCUCUGCCUAGGAACCUGACCUUGGCCCAUACAAAACACUACAGGCUAAAGCAAGACCUCUGUGUUCAACCAGGCAGCCACAGCAGGUGUGCUGAGUUCUGAGUAGAGCCAUCAAUCCUGAUUCUUCAAAGUGGACCCCAAGGGAGAAAUCCAACAAAAGCAGGGACCGCCAAGCAGUUCUAGUCCAAGACACACAGAUGCAGCCCUGGAGAUGAGAUCUGAGGAAAGCUGGAGCCAUGUUGACCUUGUACGCCGUGAAGAAGCAGAUUCUGUCUCAGAAAAGUCCACCAUCAAUGUAGAUGAGGACGAUGGUGGUCUCCAAAUCUGCCGUGUAUGUGGGGACAAGGCCAAUGGCUAUCACUUCAAUGUCAUGACGUGUGAAGGAUGCAAGGGAUUUUUCAGAAGGGCCAUGAAACGCAAUGUCCGGCUGAGGUGCCCCUUCCGCAAGGGGACCUGCGAGAUCACGCGGAAGACACGGCGGCAGUGCCAGGCCUGCCGUUUGCGCAAGUGCCUGGAGAGUGGCAUGAAGAAGGAGAUGAUCAUGUCCGAUGCUGCUGUCGAGCAGAGGCGAGCCUUGAUCAAGAGGAAGAAGAGGGAAAAGAUUGAGGCUCCCCCAUCUGGAGGGCAGGGCCUGACUGAAGAACAGCAGGCGCUGAUCCAGGAGCUGAUGGAUGCUCAGACGAAGACCUUUGACACCACUUUCUCCCACUUCAAGGAUUUCCGGCUGCCUGCAGUGUUUAACAGUGGCUGUGAGCUCCCAGAGUUUCUGCAGGCCUCGUUGUUGGAAGACCCUGCUGUAUGGAGUCAAAUCAUGAAAGACUCGGUUCCAAUGAAGAUCUCUCUGAAGCUUCGGGGAGAAGACGGCAGCAUCUGGAACUACCAGCCCCCAUCCACGAGCAAUGGGAAAGAGAUCAUCCCUCUGCUGCCACAUCUGGCCGAUGUGUCAACUUACAUGUUCAAGGGUGUCAUCAACUUUGCCAAAGUCAUCUCCUACUUCAGGGACCUGCCUAUUGAGGACCAGAUUUCCCUGCUGAAGGGAGCCACUUUUGAGAUGUGCCUACUGAGGUUCAACACGAUGUUCGACACAGAAACUGGAACCUGGGAGUGCGGUCGGCUGGCCUACUGCUUUGAAGAUCCUGAUGGUGGCUUCCAGAAACUCCUGCUGGAUCCGAUGAUAAAAUUCCACUGCAUGCUGAAGAGCCUGCACCUGCAUAAGGAGGAGUACGUGCUGAUGCAGGCCAUCUCCCUCUUCUCCCCAGACCGUCCUGGCGUGGUACAGCGCAGUGUGGUGGAGCAGCUGCAGGAGAGAUUUGCCCUCACCCUGAAAGCCUACAUCGAGUGCUGUCGGCCAUAUCCUGCUCACAGGUUCCUGUUCAUGAAGAUUAUGGCUGUCCUCACUGAGCUGCGCAGCAUCAAUGCCCAGCAGACCCAGCAGUUGCUGCGCAUCCAAGACACACAUCCCUUCGUCACCCCCCUCAUGCAGGAGUUAUUCAGCAGCACAGAUGGCUGAGUGGCUGCCCCUGGGUGGAGAUCCCAUGGGUCAGCCAGACCUAGACAUUCUAAAUCGCCACUUCUAGGGCUAGACAGAUGGACAUACCGAUAGCCAACAUUGGCCUAUGACUGCGGCUGGCUAGCAUUCCCCUGGAAAAGGACAUGGAGCCGCAAGUUCAGCCUGUGGAAAGUUCUGGCCUAUGGGCUAGCCCCAUCCUUGUGCUAGGGAACAAAACCCCAAAUCCCACUAAAUUCUAAAGUGUUGGGUGGGAAAGGAGGAACCAGGUCAAGCUAUAUAAGGGUGUACACGCCCCACCCGUUCCCAACCCCAAGCUUCCUCUUGAGCCCCUUCUGUGUUCCAGACUUGAGCUCACCAUCAGGCUCAUUAGCAUCACUGCUGAAUGCCAGAAGCUUGUCAUGACCUUGAUCUGGACACAUCACUCAGCUUCCUGCAUCUGACCAAACACACCAUUAAUCGCUAACAUUGUGACCUUCUGUGGACUCAGAUAUGGAUCCCAGCCUCAGAGUUCAAGAAGACAAAGCUAAAAUGGCUAUUAAUAGCUUGUAAAAAACUUCUUGUAACAGCUUAUGUGGACCCUAAGGAAGGCCAUGUGACAUAGUCAAGUAGCUCUGUGUGGGUUCUGAGCUGCACUGGGGUUUUGUGGGUAACUGGAAGCCAAAUGAAGGUUCCCAAAUGCCAGGUACUUGUUGAUGAAGGGGUGGGAAUUGUUGACUGUGGGGACCUGUAUGUGACUUGGUGUGGGUCUGGCUUGCUCCCAAAACUGGAGCACUGAGGUGAUCUAUGAUAAGGCUACAGUGACAGACAAUAAAUGUGUGAUGGCAGAA
Molecule: messenger RNA, 2472 nt
Organism: Mesocricetus auratus (golden hamster)
Lineage: Eukaryota; Metazoa; Chordata; Mammalia; Rodentia; Cricetidae
Gene: Nr1i2
Product: nuclear receptor subfamily 1 group I member 2
Exons: 9
Coding region: 347-1645 (432 amino acids)
Biological process (GO): negative regulation of transcription by RNA polymerase II; positive regulation of transcription by RNA polymerase II; cell differentiation
Molecular function (GO): nuclear receptor activity; zinc ion binding; RNA polymerase II cis-regulatory region sequence-specific DNA binding
Source: RefSeq, a predicted model, not a curated record